AUGGAAGUUCUUCCAAAGACAGCAGGUGUUAACAAACGGAAUAAAGAGCUAGAAAUUCUCUCCUUGCACAAUGUUACUUUUGAAGACGCUGGGGAAUAUACUUGCCUGGCGGGGAAUUCUAUUGGUUAUUCACAUCACUCUGCUUGGCUGACGGUAUUACCAGCAGAAAAACGGGUUGCAAGAAAGGAUUCCAGCUCGUUUUACGCAGGCAUCCUCAGCUACGGGGUCGCCUUCGCGCUUUCCAUCCUGGUGGCCGUGAUGGUGAUGAUUUAUAAAAUUAAAAGGCCGGCCAAAAAAGCCAUGAACGCCUCCGCAGUCCAGAAAGUCUCCAAGUUCCCCCUCAAGAGACAGGUGUCCCUGGAGUCCAACUCAUCCAUGAACUCCAACACGCCUCUGGUGAGGAUCACCCGCCUCUCCUCCAGCGAGGGCGCCAUGCUGGCCAACGUCUCCGAGUUGGAGCUGCCAGCAGAUCCCAAAUGGGAAUUGGCGAGAUCUCGCUUGACUCUGGGGAAGCCGCUGGGCGAAGGCUGUUUCGGUCAAGUGGUGAUGGCUGAAGCCAUGGGCAUCGACAAGGAGAAACCAAGCCAGCCUGUGACUGUAGCCGUCAAGAUGCUGAAAGAUGACGCCACAGACAAAGAUCUCUCUGACCUGGUCUCAGAAAUGGAAAUGAUGAAGAUGAUCGGGAAGCACAAAAAUAUUAUUAAUCUCCUGGGGGCUUGCACGCAGGAUGGUCCUCUCUACGUCCUUGUGGAAUAUGCCUCCAAGGGGAAUCUAAGGGAAUAUCUGAGAGCUCGUCGCCUACCCGGCAUGGAUUAUUCCUUUGAUACCUGCAAGAUGCCUGAGGAACAGCUGGCCUUUAAGGACUUAGUCUCCUGCGCCUACCAGGUGGCCCGAGGGAUGGAGUAUCUGGCUUCUCAAAAGUGCAUUCACCGGGACCUAGCUGCCAGAAAUGUUCUGGUCACGGAAGACCACGUGAUGAAGAUAGCGGACUUUGGCCUAGCCAGAGACGUCCAUAACAUCGACUAUUACAAAAAAACAACUAAUGGCCGGCUGCCGGUGAAAUGGAUGGCUCCUGAAGCCUUGUUCGACCGUGUCUACACUCAUCAGAGUGAUGUGUGGUCCUUUGGGGUGCUGCUGUGGGAGAUCUUCACUUUGGGAGGGUCUCCCUAUCCAGGAAUCCCGGUGGAGGAACUCUUCAAGCUGUUAAAGGAAGGCCACCGAAUGGACAAGCCCGCCAACUGUACCCCAGAUUUGUACAUGAUCAUGCGGGAGUGCUGGCAUGCGGUGCCUUCUCAGCGGCCAACCUUUAAGCAGCUGGUCGAAGACCUGGAUCGGGUGCUGACUGUGACCUCCACGGACGAAUACAUCGACCUGUCUGUGGCCUUCGAGCAGUACUCCCCCAAAGGCCACGACACGCACAGUGCCUGCUCCUCGGGAGAUGACUCCGUAUUUGCACACGAGCUGCUCGCCGAGGAGCCCUGCCUUCCGAAACCGCAGGCCAACGGCAUCAUCAGGACAUGAGGACAGAGGCUGAGCCUCAAAAACGAGAUUCGUGAAUGUAUGUCUGAUGGGAACUCCGGAGCGAGAUCCCCAGGAGGAAAUGGAGCCUCCUUCUGCUCCACGGCACGGAGGGGGGGCAGUGCGUGGCCGUGAAGCCGUGGCACACCGAACGGGCUUCCUUCCGAUUUCUCUUGCCAAACACCCGGAAACCUUAAAAGGCAAAGGAGGGGAUGGGGGGGGGGGCCUUUGAGCCCGUUUUCUCUGCCUGCAAAUUCUAGGAGUGGGUGGGAAAAUGACAAAAAAAACCAACGAAACCCCCCCAUGCAAAGAAGGUAGGAAGCGUUGCCCUUGUGCAACCCCUACACGCCUCCCCUCUGGGAGGGCUCCGUAGCUACGUUGCCUGCAGGGAAUCCUAAGUAAGUACUGGUUUUAUAUUUAAUAAAUAUGAAACGCCACCUUCUACUUAAGGGCGCAUUCAAAGCCAUUCUGAGGAGUUAAUCACUCUCAAGAGCGCUAAGCCUCUUUCAAAGCCGCCUCCCCUUUUCUCGCGGUGGGAACUAUGCCGCCUCUUGCACUAACGGCUGGGUAAGUGAGUGUAUGCAGGCAAGACGAGGCGUGAAGGCCUGGAGGUGUUGCAAGCUCUAGGAAAUUGUGUGUGUGUGUGUUGGGGUGUGCGUGUGUGUGUCAUUUGUUAAUGAGUGUGUAGCAGUGACUUUGGCUAACCUUUCCAGGGGGUUUCUAUGAACUGUAAUGUGCAUCAAACCGAAAUUCUGCUAUUUGCUACAUUUAUUUAGCUAUUUUCUGGGUGAGUUUUUUUGUAGAUAAAGUUUAAAUAUAUUUGUAACGGAGGUCCAUACAUUUUCCCCAGGAAUCUAUUAUCAAACACUUGGAGAGAGAGAGAAAAAAAAAGAUAUUACGGGUACCCCAUAGUCUGCCUUUCAACGAAUCACAAAGUUUUGUUUCCUACAAUUGUGCAUAUACCUAUAAAUAGCUCUUGUGUGUAUAUAAUAUCUUUGAUAUUAACACGGCUGGCGAGACUGAAGAAGGAUUUAUUCCAGUUGAAAAUUCUUCCAGAGUAGGGCCUACUGAUUUAGGCAAAGGUCUUCUUUGAUCUUGUCGGCUCGUUUUGUUUUAAAAAAUUAUAUUUUAACAUGUAUAUUUGUAAAAUUAUUUAUAGAUAUUAACAUAUGUUCAUUAAUGUAUACAUUUAAUUUUUUCAUCAGAUUUAAGGAUUUUAACUUAUUAAAAAUAGAGGAAGAUUAUUCAAGAUUGUUUUUCUGAAUUCCUGAGAAAUCUUAGAAAAAUGUAUAGCUGUAUAGCCCUUCAACACAUUACUUUAAUACUAAUUUUUCUUUAUAAAACAAAAACAAAAAAA
Molecule: messenger RNA, 2875 nt
Organism: Thamnophis elegans (Western terrestrial garter snake)
Lineage: Eukaryota; Metazoa; Chordata; Lepidosauria; Squamata; Natricidae
Product: fibroblast growth factor receptor 3-like
Exons: 12
Coding region: 1-1521 (506 amino acids)
Biological process (GO): multicellular organism development; positive regulation of MAPK cascade; positive regulation of kinase activity
Cellular component (GO): signaling receptor complex
Molecular function (GO): fibroblast growth factor binding; fibroblast growth factor receptor activity; ATP binding
Source: RefSeq, a predicted model, not a curated record